Messenger RNA from Cicer arietinum (chickpea), 324 nucleotides. RefSeq lists its product as uncharacterized. NCBI's taxonomy places the organism in Eukaryota, Viridiplantae, Streptophyta, Magnoliopsida, Fabales, Fabaceae. The record is from RefSeq and is a predicted model, not a curated record.
AUGUGUGGGCUUCACAACCAUGAGUUAGUGAAUACUUUUGAGAAUAAUUCAUUUGUGGGACGCAUAAAAGAAGAAGAUAAGAAACAUGUUGACGAGCUGACAAAGUAUCACGUUGCACCGAGUCACAUCUUAUCAUCUUUUAGAGAUCGAGAUAAGGAGAAUAUGACUAAUAUCUCUCAAAUUUAUAAGCAACAAAGCACAUAUAUAAAUAAUUUGAAAGGACCUAAAACUGAUAUGCAACAUCUGUUGAAGUUACUUGAAGAUAAGAAGUAUGCUUGGAGUAUGACUCAUGAAGACUCCAACGUUGUGAGGGACAUGUUUUGA